CGCGUGAAACUUCGCGUCGGCCACUCAUGAGAUCCGCGACGACCCCCCGCGCGUCCACUUGCUGCAAGUUGCCUCGAGACGCAUCGCGGCCGUCAUGGAUCAGUCGGUCGCCAUCCAAGAGAGCCUCCGACGAGAGGAAAACUGCCUCUUAGCGGUGCAAUGCCACGUCCUCUCGGACGACGCCGCCGAGAGCCGACUGCUGGGAUUGGUGGAGGCCGGCAAAGAACGCGCAAUCUUCAUUUACACCCAUCGGAGGAUGGCCAUUACCGCAGACGACGUGUGCCUGGAGGACGUCAUACCCAUCGACCUCCACUUUGCCGUCGUCGAGGUUUCCUCCCCCGAGGAGCUCGUACUUGUCGGUGCUGAUACGCGAGUACGAAUGAGCUACAAGGAUGAAAGUCUGGAGCUCAAACUUCCCUUCGGGUCUCACUCGAGACUCUUCCUUGGGGAGGUCAUUCGCGCUUGGAGCGACGUUUGCGAGUUUCCAACCCGACAAGCCAAAUUUGAGUGGAUCGGCAAAUACCGAACAGCCACCGGAGGCCCGGGACUCGUCAAACAAGCCCUGGCACCUCUCGGCGCAACGCUGAAUAAACUCAACCAGCACAAGAAAACAGAGAAAUCGACAGACAAGAAAAAGCGAAGCUUGGAACGGCUGCAGGCCUCCAACAGCGCGACGGCCAGCUCCAGCGCAGAGAGUCGGGACGCCUCGGGCCGGGACGAGCGAGACGAGCGGGCCGCCGACCCCCCCGUUCCGGCCGUGCCGCGGGCGGGCCUGCGGGACGAGCUCAUCAAGUGCGAGCUGCUGAAGAACGAGGACCUGUACAUUUACCGAGAGCAUUUCAGCUUUUUUCUAGGCACGUACAAUGUGAACGGGCAGACGCCCAAAGAGAGCCUGCGGCCGUGGCUGAGCUGCACGCCCGAGCCUCCGGACAUGUACUGCGUGGGUUUCCAGGAGCUGGACCUCAGCAAAGAGGCCUUCUUCUUCAACGACACUCCAAAAGAGAUGGAGUGGACAAAAGCCGUGUCUGACGCCGUGCAUCCCGAUGCCAAGUAUGCCUUGGUGAAGCUGGUGCGGCUGGUGGGCAUCAUGCUGAUCUUCUAUGUGAAGAAGGAGCACGCCGAGUUCAUUUCGGACGUGGAGGCCGAGUCGGUGGGAACCGGCAUCAUGGGGAGGAUGGGCAACAAGGGCGCGGUGGGCCUCCGCUUUCGCUUCCACAACUCGGACAUCUGCGUGGUCAACUGCCACCUGGCGGCGCACGCCGAAGAGUACGAGAGGCGCAAUCAGGACUACAAAGACAUUUGCGGCCGCCUGCUGUUUCGCCAGGCCGACCCCGCCCGGCCGCCGCUGACCAUCAUGAAGCACGACGUGGUCUUCUGGAUCGGCGACCUCAACUACAGGAUCGGCGAGCUGGAUGUCGCCGACGUGAAGGACCUCGUCGGCAAGAAGGACUUUGAGAUGCUGCGGGCGUACGAUCAGCUCAAAAGGCAGAUCGAAGAGGAGGCGGUGUUCGUGGGCUUCGCCGAGGGGGAGAUCCAUUUCCAGCCCACCUACAAAUAUGACGCCGGCUCUGACAUGUGGGACAGCAGUGAAAAAUGCCGCGCGCCGGCGUGGUGCGACCGCAUCUUGUGGCGAGGGAAGGACAUCAGUCAGCGGCAUUACCGCAGUCACAUGACGCUGAAGACCAGCGACCACAAACCCGUCAGCUCCCUGCUCGUCGUCGGGGUCAAGAGGGUGAAUGGCGACUCCUACAAGAAGACCUUUGAAGAGAUCGUUCGCAAUUUGGACAAAAUGGAGAACGAGUGCAUCCCGUCCGUCACCUUGUCCGAACGAGAGUUCCACUUUGAGGAGGUGAAGUACAUGGCGCACCAGGCCAGGACGCUGAGCAUCUUCAACGACGGCCAGGUGCCGUGUCACUUUGAGUUCAUCCCCAAGCCCAACGAGGUGGCGUACUGCAAGCCCUGGCUGACGGCCAACCCCCCCAAGGGCUUCAUCGCUCAGGGCGCUUCGGUGGACGUCGACCUGGAGGUUUUCGUCAACCGCGCCACGGCGCCCGACUUGAAUUCGGGCGAGCAGGAGAUGGAAGACAUCCUGGUUCUCCACCUGGAGCGCGGCAAGGACUACUUCAUCUCGGUGACGGGAAGCUACCUGCCCAGUUGCUACGGCACCCCCGUCCGCGUCCUCUGUCGCCUCAGGGAGCCCAUCCGGGACGUGCCGAGGGAGAGCCUCCGUCAAAUGAUGGCGGCGUCGGCGCACGAGAACGCCGCAAGUGCCGAGAAGCCUCUGGACAUCCCCAAAGAACUGUGGAUGAUGGUGGAUCACCUGUUUCGCAACGCAAUCAAGCAGGAAGACAUCUUUCAACAACCGGGACUCCGCAGCGAAUUUGCAGAAAUCCGCGACUGCCUUGACACCGGCGCGGCCGAUUCUCUCUCCGGCGGCAACCACUCGGUGGCGGAGGCCUUGCUUCUCUUCCUGGACGCCCUCCCGGAGCCCGUCGUUCCCUACGCCUUCUACCGCCAGUGCCUGGAGUGUUGCUCCGACGCCGUCCAGUGCGAAAAGGUGGUCUCCGCGCUACCUCCGUGCCACCGAAAUGUUUUUCAUUAUUUAGCCGCCUUCUUGCGGGAGCUGUUGAAGAAUUCGGCCAGCAACCGAUUAGACGUUACCAUCGUAGCCACCAUCUUUGCCUCGUUGCUCCUGCGGUCGCCGACCAAGCAGGACCUCGCGGAGAAGAGGAAGGCCAGGGAGUUCUUUCAGCACUUCUUGGGCCAGAGCUCAUCCACCUCGUCCUAGAUGGAAGGGAGGACCACAUUGAAAUAAAACGCACACGGAGACACGCAACUGCCUUCCCAUAUUUGAGAUCAUUUUGCAUGUUUGUGAAGAGUUUUCAGACAC
Molecule: messenger RNA, 2890 nt
Organism: Hippocampus zosterae (dwarf seahorse)
Lineage: Eukaryota; Metazoa; Chordata; Actinopteri; Syngnathiformes; Syngnathidae
Gene: inpp5b
Product: inositol polyphosphate-5-phosphatase B
Exons: 23
Coding region: 95-2788 (897 amino acids)
Biological process (GO): signal transduction; phosphatidylinositol dephosphorylation
Cellular component (GO): membrane; cytosol
Molecular function (GO): inositol-1,4,5-trisphosphate 5-phosphatase activity; phosphatidylinositol-4,5-bisphosphate 5-phosphatase activity
Source: RefSeq, a predicted model, not a curated record